GGCUUAGGUGUUGAAAAUAGUUCCAUGAAUACCCGGCACUUAAUAAAGUGUUUUCAUUCUGGGCUAUCUGAGCCUGCGUGCGCGCGAUAACGAGAUAAUUUGUCCCCAGGCUGAAUGUGCUUAAAAAGAUCCAAACAGGAAAGUACGCUCUUCUCUCUCUCUCUCUCUUUCUCUUACUCACUCUCUUUCUCUCUCACUCUCUCUCUCUCUCAUUCACUCUCUCUCUCUCUUUCUAUCUCGUGCGCGAGCUCGUGGAGACACCAGUUGGUCCCUCGCGCCCUAUAAUACCACGCACGACGUGCUCUACCUUCAAUGAAAGCUGGCUGCGUCUGAGCGCCGGAUCCUUUUGCGUGAGCCGCCUGCAGCUGUUCAAUCAGACGGCAUUAACGCGGGGCGUUCGCGGGGUUGCUGGUUUGUUUGGGAUUGCUGUCAGAAGUGAUGAGGACUCCUGAGGUGAUGCUGUCUUUUUGGAACUAGGAGACACUUUGGAGACUUGUCAGGUUGGCCACCGCUGCUUUUCUUCCCAUCGCUGCGUGAAAUUUGUCUCAUCUCAAGAAUGGCCUUCUACUCCCAGUCUGUGGUCGUGCUGCUUUACGGAUGGAGCUUUCUGUGUCUUGGAUAUUGCACGAUGCUGAAGGCGAACAGUUCCCCGCAGAGACGGAAGGUGGAUUUUACACAUUCGGUGGAUAAAAGGGACACAGUGAAGGGAGAACGGGACCUGCUCUUGCAGGAUACAAUGACGAAGCACAUGCAGAUGUUGUAUGCGAAGUACAACCGAGCGGGAUUUCCCUUCAGAGACGGCAACACUGUCCGCAGCUUCAAGGCGCAUUGGGGUACUAUAAAUGAGAAACACCUGCAGAUUUUUAACCUGACUUCCCUCACCAAGUCAGAAGAUGUUCUGUCUGCCACUCUUCAUUACUACAUUGGAGACCUUCAGAACAGCACCUGGGGCUGCUCCAGGUCCAAAAGCUGUGGCCGCCAUGCUCUCCUCAGACACAACCACAUCCACAUGGUCAUCUGGAGUUUUGCCUCCAUAGAUAAUAAGAUGAGGAGCCUUGGACACUUGCGGAUCAAUGUGUCCACCCUCUACAGGGACUUCAUUUCUUGGCAGUGGAAGGACAUAACUCGUGUGGUCAACCAGGCCAAACACCACGAAGAGCUGCUUAUUGGAAUUGAUGUCGCUUCACAAGGGCCCCAACCAUGGAAGAAGCUUCUGUCGGACCGUUCACCCUACAUCCUGGUCUAUGCCAACGACUCUGCCAUCUCAGAGCCAGAGAGCGUGGUAGCCACUCUGCAGAGGCACGGCUCAGGGCCCAACAAGGGGCAGAUGCCACACAGACCCCAGAAAGUGGGGGCGCAAGAGCGGAACAACACUGAGCAUCUGCAGCCCAGACACAGGCGCUCUGUGAACGUUCUGCUGCCUUUGCAAAACAAUGAGCUUCCUGGGUCUGAGUAUCCCUACGAAACCACCGGGUGGGACGAGACGAGUCCACAUGAGCCUUUUAAGAAAAAACAGAGCCGUCGGCCGCGGAAAAAGACACGCAAGAACCAGCAGCAGAAGAUGCCCCUGCUGCAGUUUGAUGAGCAGACGAUUAAAAAGGCACGAAAGAAGCAGUGGAACGAGCCCAGGACCUGCGCUCGGAGGUACCUGAAAGUGGACUUUGCUGACAUUGGAUGGAAUGAUUGGAUUAUUUCACCAAAGUCAUUUGAUGCCUACUACUGCUCAGGCUCCUGCCAGUUCCCCAUGCCAAAGGCCUUGAAGCCCUCCAACCACGCAUCCAUCCAGAGCAUCGUGCGGGCGGUGGGUGUCGUUCCUGGCGUUCCAGAGCCGUGCUGUGUCCCGGAGAAGAUGUCGUCCCUCAGCAUCCUGUUCUUUGACGAGGACCAGAAAGUGGUGCUCAAAGUCUAUCCCAACAUGACGGUGGAUUCCUGUGCCUGCCGGUAGUCCUCUCUCCCAUCAUGCACCUCACAUUGUACUGAGUGGAAAGCAGCGCCCCCUUCAGCGGCUCUCCCUCCCAUGCGACCAAUCACAGGAGAGCAGUCUUUGUAAAGAGGAACUGAAGGACGGUGCGAGCGAUCCUGCUGUCAGACCCAGGUUCUUCAUGCUGUCAUGACCUCCCCUCCACUGAACCAACAAAAGCCUGAAGGAGACCAGAACGUGCACUGAGGGGGGGGCUUCAUAGUUGCAGUUUUUAUCGCAAAGUCACCUCGGUCUGCUCAUGCAUGUCUUUUUUCACCUGUCAGAUUGUCUGUGUACCAUCACUGAAUACAAAUGAAGGAGGGGGCAGCAGGUGACCAGGCACAUCUGUGCUCCACACAUUUCUUAGGAAGCUGUGUUCAGGACUCCCAGCAGAGACUGUGGGCAGACCGAGUUUCCUCCAUCACAGCCAUCUUCAAGCCGACAGGAACCAGAAUAUCUGAGCUGAGUCCAGAAAAGCUGGACAGGAGUUUAAGAGACUAUAGAAAAGGCUUUUAAGGCCACAUGUAAAAGCAAGAAUCGCUCAUUUUUUAGUUUUCCAUCUUACUGUGUUUAAUUAUUUCACAUCUAAAAAGACAUGCUUAAAAACAACAAAAAAGUCCCAAAAGGAAAGUAACACAAGGCUGUGUUUUUAGAGAAGCCAGGACAGAAGCUGCCAACACGUUCACGGCUUCAGCAUUGACUUUGCGGCCAGCUGCCCCCCCAUCCUCCCAUCCUCCUAAGCUCUGUAAGUCUGAAUGUUGAACCACAACCCUGAGUCGCAGUAAGGGGAGUCCUGUGGAAAAGACUGUGCCAAGGUGCACGUGUGUCCACGUGUGCGUGUCUUCUAACAGUCAUUGGCAUGAAGCAGGGGCUCAGUGGGAGCACACCUUCACAGGAGAACAGCUCAGCACCAAAGUGCCUCCUCUUCUGUUGUCAUUCAUAACACCGUCAUCUAUUUAUUUAGAACAAAUAUGCUUACCUUGUUUUAAAAAAUCCUCAAUAUGCAACCACCUUGACCUUUUCUCUCCACGUGUUUAUUGACUUGUACAUAGUACAAUGUUGCAGUUCCUCUGAAGGGCCGACGUUUGCUCUGCCUGAGCUGACUCCACAGGGAAACCAGCGUCUGAGGAGGUUUGGACGGUACAAAAUGAAACGUCUUCACGUCUUCCUGUGGAGCUAAUUCUGUCCAAUGUCAAGAUAUUUAGGAAAAUGUCUUCCAGGUUCAUUACUCUUGAUAUUCCAGUCAUAAAUGUGCCUUAAUUAGAAAGAAAAGCAGCAGAUUUUUUUAGCUUUUGUAUUUUUGUACUGAUGUGUUUUCAGUUAGAUUCAACUGAGAUUUGGAUGUGCUGCAGAAUGCACUUCUGCUUUUUCACGUCUGCAUUGUAGCUCCAUCUUCCCUGUAAAUGUUAUUCUGGAGGUAAAGGACAGACGCUUGUACCAUAAGCUUUACAAAGUAUAUAUUUGUAUAUGGAAAGACCUUUAAUGUGCAUUUAUUUAUUAUCUUGUUGAGGUGAACUCUGAAAAAGCUUUUCAUUUGUGAUGGACAUGAGUCCAAGGGACAAAGAAGAUUCAUUUGAUCUGAGUUUCAAGCCUCCUUUGAAAGCAUUCAAACAAACGAAUAAAAUUAUGCAAAACAAGGA
Oryzias latipes (Japanese medaka) is the source of this 3600-nucleotide messenger RNA. It is a transcript of the gene bmp3, whose product is annotated as bone morphogenetic protein 3. Gene Ontology annotation, molecular function: cytokine activity; growth factor activity. Gene Ontology annotation, cellular component: extracellular region. The record is from RefSeq and is a predicted model, not a curated record. Lineage: Eukaryota; Metazoa; Chordata; Actinopteri; Beloniformes; Adrianichthyidae.